AUGACAAAUUUGGAAAAUCAGAAUCAUAAUCACAGUUUAAAAAAUAGACAUGACAAUGAAAUCAAAGAAUUAUUUUACGGUGAAUUAUCAGAUCUAGACGGUGAAUGUGAAGAAUGUAGAAUACUUGAAAGUGAUUUGAUCAAUUCGAAAUUUAGUAUUAAACAAUUAUUUAAUUAUGAAAAACUUGACGAAAAUACUCUUAAAAUAUUUUGGUUAAAACUAAAAGAGUAUAAAUUCCAUAAAACGAUGGCAAUCAUAUUGAAAUUUAACAAAAUUAAACAUCUUAAAGAUGAUGACAUUCCAGUCAAAUUGGAUUUUUCAAUAAUAAUGACUGAACCUGAUUUGACAACUAUUACUUGGAGAAGUGUUGAAUGGAUACAAAUGCAACCAGAUGGGUUGAAUUCAAAUAACGUAUUAGAUUAUUUUGCUGAAUCCCCAUUCUGGGAUCCACAAUGUAGCAACAAUAUUUUGAAAAUGCAAACUCGUUAUAAUGAAUUGAAAGAUAUUACUUCUAAUCUAAGAAAAAUGAAAGGAAAUGAAUUUCAAGUUGUAGAUGAAAAACCACCAUAUUUAUGGGUGAUUAGAAAACAAUAUAGGUUAACAGAAUUUGAAGUGAGACCAGUAGCUACUUAUUAUGUAUUAAAUUUCAACAUUUACCAAGCACCAGAUUUAGAUUCCAUUAUUGGCAAUAGAAUUUUAACAAGCAUUUAUCAAUUAAGUUUAGCCUUUAAUACAGCAUACAAACAUGUAGAUUUUCAUCCUGCAACAGAAUCACGAAUCAUUCAUCAAGAACCAUUAGAACAAAUAGAAUUUCGUAUGGGAGUAGAUAGAGUUUUAAAACAUAUUAAUGUAAACACGGAGCGGCAAUUACGUCAUGUUGAUGAAUUACUGAAUAGGCCACCAUCACCACCACCUACAUUACAAGAUAAUAACAUAAUAUCGAAAAAUGAACCAAACAUUUUAAUGACUAGUCCCACUUUAAUAUCUCCUUCACAAAUUGGUGCAGAAUCAUCUGUUACUAUGCAAGAAGAAGGCUUUCUAUACCGGAAUAGUGGCAGUGUUUCAGUAUUAGAAAGCCUUUUGGAAGAAGGCCUCUCGCUUUUAGAAAAUAAAAAAAAUGUUUUUGGAGAUGUCUUUAAAAAUAAUUAUAUUGCAGAUCUCGAUCUGCGUCUAGUUUUAAUAUCAGGACAUCAAAAAGAAUACGAAGGGAUUCUUAAAAAUGACGUCCUUUUCUUAAAGGGCAAUAAUUUAGAAUCUAUUGAUUUGAAAGAAAGGUAUUUGGUUUAA
This is a messenger RNA of Entrophospora sp. SA101, 1287 nucleotides long. Lineage: Eukaryota; Fungi; Glomeromycota; Glomeromycetes; Entrophosporales; Entrophosporaceae. The record is from the annotation of a GenBank genome assembly.